GGAUAUGGCUCUGCUGGCUAUGGUGCAAAUACAAGGUAUAUGGAGCUGCAAGUAUGAAUGGUCCUGGUUCAGCUGUUGUUGGUAGUGCUGGGACUGUUCCUGCACAAUCAGGCCAAUCUCCAUGUGGGGCCACGGGUUAUGGGAACCAGGGAUAUGGCUAUGGUGGUUAUGGUGGGAACGAGGGGUAUGCUAAUCCUAGCAGCUAUGGUGCUGUAGGGGGGCAUGCUUCAAGCACCCGAAAUGCUAAUGCUGGUGGUGGUGGGGGAGACCAACAAGGGGCAGGUACUGGCUACAUGGGCAGUGGCUAUGGUGAUGCCAAUGGGAAUUCUGGCUAUAUGAAUGUAGGAUGGAGGGGUGAUGGCUAUGGUGCCACCCAGGCAAAUGGCCCCUCUGGUGGUUAUGGUGGUGGUUACAGAGGUGAUCAGUCCAGGCAGGCUCAACAGUAGUGAAAUGCAGCUGGCUGCGAUGUCAACUGGGUAUUUCUUAUUUUGAGGAAUCUUCCUUUUCUUACUCUCAAAAUCUAGUUUGGAUCGUUGUCUCGCUCAUGGAGGGAUAGCUUGUGCAGAUGAAAGCAGAUUUUGGGACUAGUUGGAUUGCUUGAAUCCUAGAAGUUAGCAGUGGUAGCUAUUUUUCUAGUAUAUAAUGAGUAGUUCUGAGUAGCAACACAUACCACUCUCUAGUUUUUGUCUUGAAGUGCAGUUUGUUAUGUUUGGCUUGUUUACUUGCGCUUGCUUUAGCUAUAUUCUGGAGCCUUUUCCUCAUCUCUAGUGUUAAAGCUAGAGUAGCUUGUAUUAGACUAUUUACCUUGUGUGCUUGGAUACUUAUGUUGUUGUUUUUUUUUUCCUAAAUAAUAUGGCAUUAAGCAUUCUGAUAAAAAAUAAAAAUAAAAUAAAAUAUAAAA
Magnolia sinica is the source of this 901-nucleotide messenger RNA. Its product is annotated as glycine-rich cell wall structural protein 2-like. The coding region runs from base 54 to 446 and encodes 130 amino acids. The record is from RefSeq and is a predicted model, not a curated record. The transcript has a single exon. NCBI's taxonomy places the organism in Eukaryota, Viridiplantae, Streptophyta, Magnoliopsida, Magnoliales, Magnoliaceae.